AUGCAUGAAAGAACUCAUACAGGAGAAAUACCCUAUGAAUGUAAACAAUGUGGUAAAGCUCUGCGAAGCCACAGUUCCCUUCAAAGACAUAAAAUAGCUCAUGCUGGGAAGAAACCCUAUGAGUGUAAACAGUGUGGCAAGUCCUUCAUUUAUCCCUAUUUACUUCAAACCCAUGAAAGAUCUCAUACUGGAGAGAAACCCUAUAAAUGUAAUUUAUGCAGUAAAGCCUUUAGCUGUUCUUCUUUCCUGCAAAGGCAUGAAAGAAUUCAUACUGAGGGAAAACCCUAUGAGUAUAAGCAGUGUGGCAAAGCUUUCAGAGGUCAUAGUUCCCUUCGAUUACAUGCAAGGUCUCACAGUGGGGAGAAACCAUAUAAAUGUAGUAUAUGUAGCAAAGCCUUCCUGUGCCCCUCUUUCCUUCGAAGACAUGAAAGAACUCACACUGGGGAAAAGCCCUACAAAUGCAAAAAUUGCAGCAAAACCUUCAGAGGUCAUAGUGCUCUUCAGUUACAUGAACGAUCUCAUAUUGGAAAGAAACCCUAUAAAUGUAAGAUCUGUAGUAAGGCCUUCCUAUGUCCCUCUUUCCUUCAAAGACAUGAAAGGAUUCACUAUGAAGAAAAGCCCUAUGCAUGUAAACAUUUCUCAUGUUGGGGGAAACCUUAUGAAUGUAAACAAUGUGGUAAAUCCUUCAUUUAUCCAUGUUUACUUCAAGUUCAUAUAAGAACACACACGGGUGAGAAACCCUAUAAAUGUAAACAAUGUGACAAAGCUUUCAGAAGUCUCAGUUACCUUCGGAUACAUGAAGGAAGUCACACUGAGGAAAAGCCCUAUGAAUGUAAACAGUGUGGGAAAACUCUCAGUUGUUCUAGUGCUCUGCAGUUACAUAGAAGGACACACACGGGUGAAAAGUCCUUUGUGUGUAAACAGUGUGGGAAAGCCUUCAGGGGUUUCAUUUAUCUUCAAGUACAUGAAAGGACUUACACUGAAGAAAAACCUUACGAAUGUAAACAGUGUGGGAAAACUCUCAGCUGCUCGAGUUCCCUUCAACUACAUGAACGAACCCAUACUGGAGAAAACCCUUAUGCAUGUAAGCACUGUGGUAGAGCCUUCAGAGGUCUCAGUCGUCUUCGAGUACAUGAAAUAAUUCACACUGGUGAAAAACCCCAUGAAUGUAAACUAUGUGGUAAGGCCUUCAAAUAUCAUAGUUUACUUCAAGUACAUGAAAGGACCCACGCUAGUGAAAAGCUUCAUGCUUGUAAACAAUGUAGUAAAGCCUUCAAAAGUCUCAGUAAUCUUCGAAUACAUGAAAAAACUCAUAGUGGUUUCUAUGAAUGUAAACAGUGUGGCGCAACCCUCAGUUCUUCCAAUUCCCUUCAAGUACAUGAAAGAGUUCAUACUGGAGAAAAAUCCUACAAAUGUGAACAAUGUGGUAAAACCUUUAGGCAUCUCAGUAAUUUUCAGGUACAUGAAAAAACUCAUGCUGAAGGAAAACCAUAUGAAUGUAAACAAUGUGGUAAGUCCUUCAUUUAUCAGUAUUUACUUGAAAAGCAUGAGAAGUCUCAUACUGCAGAAAAACCCUAUAAAUGUGUGGUAUUCAGUAAAGCCUUCACUUGUCCCUCUUUCCUUCAAGGACAUGAAAGAAUACAUAGUGGAGAAAAACCGUAUGAAUGUGUACAAUGUGGUAAAGCAUUCAAAGGCCUCAGUUUCCUUCAGUUACACAAAAGAGCCCAUGCUGGAGAAAAGCAUUAUCGAUGUACAAAGUGUGGGAAAACCUUCCGAUGUCAUAGUCUCCUUCAAGCACAUGAAAGAACGCAUGCUGGUGAAAAACCCUAUGAAUGUGAAGGAUGUGGCAAAACCUUCAAAAGUGCUGGUUAUCUUCAAAUACAUGAAAAAACGCACAGUGGUUUCUAUGAGUGUAAACAGUGUGGUAAAAUUCCCAGUUGUUCAAGUUCUCUUCAGUUACAUGAAAGAACUCACACCGGAGAAAAACCUUACGAAUGUAAGCAAUGUGAUAAAGCCUUCCGAAGUCACAGUUCCCUUCAAAUGCAUGAAAAAAAUCAUGCGGAAAAACCCUAUGAAUGUAAACAGUGUGGUAAAGCUUUGAUAAGUCGUAGUUCCCUUCAGAGGCAUAAAAUGGCUGGGGGAAAACGUUAUGAAUGUAAACAAUGUAGUAAAUCCUUCAUUUAUCCAUAUUUACUUCAAAUUCAUGAAAGAUCUCACACCGGAGAGAAACCCUGUGAAUGCAAAGACUUGUAGUAAGGCCUUUACAUGUUACCGUUCCCUUCAAAGACAUGAAAAAACACAUACCUGAGGAAAAAAUCUCUAUGAAUGCAAACAAACAUGCAAUCACAUUUUAGAAUUUCUAGCUCUCUUCAACUGUGUGGAAGUACUGGGAAAAGAGCUAAUGAAUAUAAAACAGAUGGUGAAGUCUUUAGUUUUUUUGUUGUUGUUUGCUAUGGAAAGCUUGGAAGGACUCACUGAAGAAAAUUUCAUGAAUCUGAGAUGUGUUAAGACCUUCAAUUUCAUUUGAAGACAUGAAAAUAUCUGGUGUCAAGACCCAUGAGUGAAUGGAAUAUGAUGUUUCGUUUCCUAGACAUCCACUCAGAUUCAUAAGCUAAUGGAGGUAGUCAUAUAGAAACAUACUGGAUUGAAACUACUGCAGUUUGGAAAGUAAAGCGUGUAUUUUAACCACACUAACAAUCAUGUGAUAAGUCCACAUGGAAAAAGAUCCUACAAAUUUAUGUGUGUUGAAAUGCUGAAGCAAAGCAUACUAAAAGUUUCAUGUGAUUUGUGUUUAAAGAAGCUCUCAGCUGCACCUGAUAGUCUAGGCCUGUACUCUUGGGUACUCUGGUUUUGAGGUAAGUGAUAGCAAGUCUAGGGCUUGCCCAAAAAACUUAGUGAGACCAGUCUCAAUAGAAAUUAAAAAAAAAAAAAAAUAAGUAACUCAUUUGUUUAGCUCUAGUCUCCCAGUUUAAUUCUUAGUCCCACUAUCAAGAGAAAUGACAAGGUUCCUAGGUCAUGAAUUUCCAUUUCUUUUGCAGGAAAACACUGAGAUGAAAGUUCUCUAAGUGUAUACAUGAACUUUUAACAGCAGAAAUAGUUGCCAGUAUAGAUUGUUAGAUAAUUUCCUAAUCACAGUGUACAUAUUUUUAUAAUGUAGACAACCACACACUUAGGCUACAUGGUGUAAGUUCAAGACUCCACUAGUCUAUGGAAUGCUCCUUCAUUACAUAUUUUCGGAAUAGUACCAAUAAAUAUGUAUCAAAAAAAGAUUUGGCAUAAAAUAAAUAUUCUACCUAUGAAUACUAUUUACUACGAGUAGAGUUUUCAGGACUCUAUUUUGUUCUAUCGGAGACUUAGGUGAACAUAAACUAGGAUGCAUUAGUCUACUGUAAACUUUACCAAUGCUGCAGACUUAGUUUAUAGUAUAUUGAUGUUUUCCGAAAGAAUACAUUUGCUUACGGUUUUACAAUGUAUAUGAUUUUAAUGCUUUUGAUUUUUGUAAUAACACUGCUUAAAAUGUAACUAUUUUACAAUUAAGACUAUUUCUUUGUAUGCUUACUCAGUAAUUUUUUCAUUGUGGAUUUAUAUUUUAAAAAAUAUGAAAAAAAGUGUUAUCAUUUAGAACGCUGAGGCAGGAGGUUGGUAUCUGUGCUUUCAGCUGUAUAUGUCCAUUGAUUUUCAUGCUUCUGACAUCACUUACCCUUGUUGUAUCAUAUGAUUUAACUGUACCUCGACUUUGUUCUGAUCAUACAACUUGUGCAUUGC
This is a messenger RNA of Meriones unguiculatus (Mongolian gerbil), 3765 nucleotides long. RefSeq names its product zinc finger protein 91 (gene Znf91). NCBI's taxonomy places the organism in Eukaryota, Metazoa, Chordata, Mammalia, Rodentia, Muridae. The record is from RefSeq and is a predicted model, not a curated record.